CUGCCCACUCUAGCAGCCCACUCUAACUGCCCACCCUAACAUGCCUCUUGCUGUCACCACCGGCUAAUACGUGGAGCACAAGGUCGACCCCACAAGUACAGCAUGACUUCUAACUUCCCACUCCCACGCACCCUCAGAAGAUCCUGGAGUCUCGCCCCGGCACGGACCAUGCGGAUUGUAGUGUUGGGGCAAAGUGCUGUGGGCAAAACAGCACUCACCGUGAGGUUCAUCACAAAGCGAUUUAUCGGGGAUUACGACCCAACACUAGAAAUGAUCUACAGACACACAGCGGCAAUAGAUGGAGAAUAUGUUCAUUUUGAAAUCUUGGACACUGCUGGUCAGGAGGAGGACUCGCUGCAGAUAGAAGAGAAAAUAAAAUGGGGAGAUGGCUUUGCGGUGGUCUAUUCUGUAACCGAUCGGUGUAGCUUUGACGAAGUGAUGAGGUUGUGCUUCCUCAUUAACCAUGUCCACUCCAACGCACGGAAAGGAGCCGGGGAACUGCCGCCUGUGGUUAUUGUGGCCAACAAGAAGGACCUCGAGUUUGACCGCAUGGUAACCACCGACGAAGGAGAAAAACUCUCCAAGUCCUUAAAGUAUCCCUGUUAUGAAAUCUCCACCAGAGACAGCUAUGAAGAGACAGCACUGGUCUUCAAUAACUUAUAUUAUGACCUGCUAAAACAAGGAACCGUUUCCCCUGGAACGUUUAAGAGGAGGGGCGUCUCCAAGCAGAUGGAGAAGAUUCCAAAACUUUAUGCCAACUCAGCCAUAAACGCCAGUGGGAGGAGUUUAAGUUUCAACUCAUUUAGGGACUACAUUCCAGAGUGAGCCAUUGCUGCACACUAUUAUGCGUUAUUCGGAUAAUCACGAAGGCGCUAAACCUUCGGAAAACAAUUUUCUAGCGCCAUAGUCGAUAAAAGAAAGGAAUUUGUGUCUCGGCUGCAAAAAUUGUGGUCACAUUUCCAUGAAUUCUGGAGAUAAUGUUUCACAGGCUUUCUUGCUAUGGAAUGGAUCUUCUUCUAAUGAAUUCCAAUAUAACAGCCUUAAAUGUACUGCUACUAUAACACAGGGAAUAAUAUAUCUGGUAGGAGGUGGCCGGGGAGUGGGGAUCUCUAUAGUUAAAAAGGAAGCAGACCCCAUAGUACGCACCCCCCCCCCCCCCCCCGCCACAACUGCUGGGUCUGUUUCCUCUAUAUUUUUGCCACUGGAAUUUUUUAUAUAAAUAAGCACACAUUUGAGUAUGGUAAGUUUCAGAGUUUAUUCAAAUUAGGAAAAGAAAAAAAAAUCACACUUUGAAUUUUGGUAAAUAGGCCUUCCCAUGUCAGAUGAGGACAGGAAUUUCAGUGUAUUAUAGAGGAAUACAGAAGCAUAAUGGAGGGGGGACAUUAUAAGACAGGAAAGGGGAUAUAGUGUUGGAUGCAGCUCAGGUAUUAAGAGAUACAAUUGCUCAUUUACCAUGUGCAGGGCAGGGUCCAAAGUGCAAAGGAAUGUGGAAAAAUACUGUUUUUUCUUGAGUCCUGAGUCUGCCUCAUGAAUACAGUGCUGCCCAUCUGUAUUCAUAAAGGGCAGAUGGAAGACACUUGCUUGCAAUUCAGAUGCACAUUGUGCUAUGGACCCCUGUCCUUACCACCUGACCUAGUGCAUUAGCCAAUCAGAACCAUAUUUAGCACUACAGGCCUAUAUUGCUGAUGUUGCCCCACACCCCUAAUAUAACAAACACUGUAAUCUGUUCCUUCAAAAAGUAUGAAUAAAUACAAUUUUAUAUGCUGAAAUCCAGCUGCAAAA
Xenopus tropicalis (tropical clawed frog) is the source of this 1782-nucleotide messenger RNA. RefSeq names its product RAS like estrogen regulated growth inhibitor like 2 (gene rergl2). Gene Ontology annotation, molecular function: GTPase activity; G protein activity; GTP binding. NCBI's taxonomy places the organism in Eukaryota, Metazoa, Chordata, Amphibia, Anura, Pipidae. The record is from RefSeq and is marked predicted.